Molecule: messenger RNA, 7671 nt
Organism: Calidris pugnax (ruff)
Lineage: Eukaryota; Metazoa; Chordata; Aves; Charadriiformes; Scolopacidae
Gene: SRRM4
Product: serine/arginine repetitive matrix 4
Exons: 12
Coding region: 49-1887 (612 amino acids)
Biological process (GO): neuron maturation; regulation of RNA splicing; mRNA processing
Cellular component (GO): nucleus
Molecular function (GO): mRNA binding
Source: RefSeq, a predicted model, not a curated record
CGGUGGGACACACAUACACACACAAACACACACACACACACACACGCCAUGGCCAGCGUGCAGCAGGGCGAGAAGCAGCUCUUCGAGAAGUUCUGGCGAGGGACCUUCAAAGCCGUGGCCACGCCGCGACCCGAGAGCAUCAUCGUGGCCAGCAUCACGGCCCGCAAGCCGCUGCCCAGUGGGACGCUCAGCUGCCUUCCGUACCCUGCAGAGGACAGAUGUCCCGAAAAGCUGAGUGGCCGCGCAGGGAAAGAAGCCUCCACCACCAACGGCUGUGCCAAAGGGAAGGAGAGACGAGACCAUGCUCACCACAGUUCACGCAGCCCCUCAUGUGAUGAGGAACGUACGCCACCGCCGCCGUCCCGGGGGAAGAAGAAGAAGAAGAAAUCCAGCCGCAAGAAGCGAAGGAGGUCUCCCUCCUACAGCCCCUCGCCUGUGAAGAAGAAGAAGAAGAAAAGCUCCAAGAAGCGAAAAAGAAACAGGUUAUCUUCAAAGAAGAGAAGACACAGCUCCCGUGGGCGCACCCGGAAAUCUCAUCGCCAUCGUCACCGCCACUGCCACUCUCGCUCAGAGAGCUCGGACUCCCACUCUACCCGCUGCCGAAGCAGGCACAGAGCCAGGUCUCGGGAGGAAGGGCGUAAAACACGGCGAAGACACUCCCGGCACCAUUCAAAGAUCACGGCAAAGCAAAAUUCCUCUGCAGAGGUUCAGGCCACCCAAAAAGCCAGCCAAACCCUCCCGUUCUACAGCUUCCUGUCUCCUAAGGAAGUAAUCUCUCAGUCAGGGUCUUCUGCUGACCUCUUUACCAAAACAGACAGCCCGCCUGGCAACCUUGCCAGCCAGAACGGAGAGUAUCAUGAAUAUGACUCAGGAAACGAUACUUCCUCCCCUCCCUCCACUCAAACGAGCUCAUCCAGGUCAAAGGACAGCCAGGAGAAAAGAAGUCUAGUCCAUGAUGGCUUUGGCCAUGCCUUCUCGUCCGGGAAGCCCAAACUGGCCAACAGCGAUAACAGCUCUGAUUCAGGAAAUUCCUUCACCAGUUGCUUUUCCCAGACCAAGGGAACAGCUUUGGAAAAUCUGUCUCCAGAUGCCCAGGGACAAGACCGAAGAGGCUGCCUGUCCUUGUGUCUCAACUGUUCAGAGGAGAAGAAGCAAACCUUCCUCCUGUCCCCAACCCACAGCUUGCCGCUAAGGCCGUGCUCCCGCAGCGAGUCCUACACCAGCACCGGCAGAUCCUCCCGUGGCUCCAGCCGCUCCAGCCGCUCCCGUUCCUCACACCACAAGGCCUCUCCCAGGUACUCCCGAAGCAGGUCCUGCUCUUCGGGAAAGAGGUCUUCGUCACGUUCCCCCAGCUAUUCCUCCAAAUCCUGCAAAAAAAGUCCUGGGAGCAGGAGUUCAAGGACUCGUCGGAGCCCCAGUUACUCCCGCUACAGCCCUAGCAGAGACCGCGAGCGAGAGCACAAGUAUGGCUCCAGUGAGAAGGAGUCGCACAGGGAACGUGACCGGCGACGGCGGCAGCGGUCCUAUUCACCCCUGAGGAAACGCAGGAGAGACUCUCCCAGCCACCUGGAAGCUCGGCGCAUCACAAGUGCCCGCAAACGCCCCAUCCCCUACUACCGUCCCAGUCCCUCCUCCUCCAGCAGCGCCAGCAGCUAUUCCUCCUGGUACAGCAGCUUUAGCCGCUCCCCGAGCAGGAGCCGGAGCUACUCCAGCUACCGGACAAGCCGGAGCCGAAGCUGGAGCAGCAGCAGCAACGCCGAGGGCAGGAGCCGCAGCCGGAGUUCUGGCCCCAGGAGCAGCCGCAGCUGGAGUUCGGGCCCCAGGAGCAGCCGGAGCAGGAGCAGGAGCUAUGACUCAGGAGGCAGCUCUGACAGCCUACGUCGCUAGGGAGUGCCGCCGAUGGCUCGCGUGCCGGCGUCACUUCCAAAUUCCUGGCAUUCUCCGCUUCCUUCCCACCUACCUGGCCAUCGAUAGCAAUCAUCCCCGAUACUGAUGUGGUGGCAGCGCUGGGUCCCCCAUCCCCGGUGUCCGGAGUAAGAGCCCCCGUGCGCCCAGCACAGCCCCUUCGCUGCCUCGUGGACAAGGUGGAUCCAUCCCAGCUCCCCGGGCCAGGACUGGAAGAAGGGUCGGUGCUUUACAGAGGAUCUGUCACAACAGACCUGCUUCAUCCUCCCCGACAUCCCCGGCUCCCCAUCGCUGCCGCUUUCCAAAGCACUACCGGCUGCUCCGAAGGAGAGAAUUCAGCUCCUUGCUCUUCUGCCAAACCAGGAGCCAGCAAAUUAAUUCCUGUUGGAGGGAGAGACCCAGUUAGGGAGGAAUUUGCUGGGAAGCUUUGGCGAUGCGUGGAGGUGACCUGCCCUGACCAAGGCAAAUAUCAUGUCUCUUGGGUUUCUACUCCAGAGCUUCUGGCCACUCUGCAGCAGGCCUCUUCCGUGAGAGAAUAUUUAUUUGUUGCCGGUCAGCCAGUCCCUGCUAUAAAUAGAAGGCUAGAAAUCCCCCCUGAUGUAAUUCCUGGGGAAAAAACAAAAGGCCAUUUCUUCUCUUUCUCUCACCCUUUCCUACCAGGUAUUCAUCAGCUUUUGCAGGGUUGUUUUCCCCCAGCACCAUAACUUGCUUUAGGAUGAGCAAGUUGGGGUCUGCAGCAGAGGUGGAGCCUGUGGGGUACGAGGGAGAGGGGAGCUGGUGCCACGCUGCGCUCCGAGGGCCAGGCCAUGGGUGGGAGGUGGGGACCGUGGGCUUCCCUUCUCAGAGGAACCCUCUUGCAGUUUGGGAUUAGGUUUUUCCAAAGGGAGCCUUGCCCUUGGAGCACAGCACUGGUGGGACUGGAAGGAGAUAAGAAGAGAGCAUAGAUGUGGGGUGUAGUGAGAGCAGACAGGGGACCCCAAUUCCCCUUCCCCGUAACAGGCAGCACUUUUAAGCAGCUCCUGGGGCAUUUCAGGAAAUCAUUUCUCCUUGAGACCCCUGGGCUCCUCCUGAGGCAGCCCCGGUGCAGGGCCAGUGCAGAGCUUGGGCAGGACUCUCUCGUGCCCCAGUUUGUUUCGGGGGGACAGAAAGGGUCCCCCACUAAUGGCCUGUUUUUCCAAGAGGCCGCAGGCAGCGGCAGGAGGGCCCUGCCUGCCCGGGCAGCCUUGUGCCCGGGGGUUUUGUCUCCCUGCCAGCCCAGCUGCCUGCGCAAUUACUGUGUUUUGCAGGGUAACAAAGGCUUCUCCCAGCACAGGCUGAGCUGGUGCUGAGGAGUUUCUUUCUCUUACAACACCUGGGUGCUUAGAGACGCUAAUUUGGGUUUAAGACUUCCCUCCCUCCCUUUUUCCAUCCCCUCCCCUUCCAUCCUGCAUGAUUAUUAACAAGUUUGGGCUUAAUGAGUCAAGGAGGUGUGUCAUUUAAGUGUCACAGAAAAGGACUAAGUGGAGCCAGCAUCUGCUGGGGGAGGAGAGGGGGUAGAAAGAAAUGCACCCCCAGCCCCACCCCCAGCUAAAGAGUUACCUACAGCCCCCCAGUCCUGCUGGCAGCAGGUAAGGGGGCAAACCCACAAGCGGAGGAAGGCCAUGGUGUCCUGGUGGAGCUGGGUGACUGCCUUAGCCAGCAUCUAACCCUGCUAUCUGUCAGAAAGUACAGCAGCCUGGAGGGUAAUUCCACCCGGGUGGUACAAAGGGAAGUUUUAUGCCAGGGGGCCCUUUUUCCCUAGGAUCUUUCCUACUGCUGGUCCCCCUUGUCCUGUGCCUUCAACCCCAAAGCCCCCCCCCUUUUCCCAGUCCCUCGUCCCCUGCCUUGCUCACUGCAGGUAGUUUGAGGAUGAGGGUGGUUGAGGCAGAGACCUGGGCACCCGUGUGGCCAGUGGCUUGGUGGGGACAUGGGUCCAUCUCCUGGGAAGCCACUUCCUAGGGCAUAAAGAAAAGCAUUCCUGGUAGGGCUGGGCAAACACUCCAGGGCUGUGAUUGAGGGAUCAAAGAUGGGGUGUUCUUGCAGUGGGGUGCUGCUGCCCUCCCCCUGCCCUGGCCCUGCCAGCAGCCCCUUGGCCAUCUUCUGCAGUGACCUCCCUUCUUGUAAAAGGCUGAAAACCUCACGCUUCUUCCCCAAAGAGUCUCUCCCACCUUUGAGGUUCAAAUGCCCUGUCCUUCUGCUCCCUGGGAAGAUCUGAAGGCAGCGAUGGGAGCCCAAACCCCAGAUCUACCCGUGUUUCAAGAGUAGCCUCGUUCCCCUUAACACACCCUAAGGCACACUCACGUCUGUACGAAGGAAGCAGCGAGCCGGGAGGCCAAAAACUAGGAAAGAGAAGAAGUGGGACUUUGUGCAACCGGUGUAAAUAUCAAAACACAACAUUGACUUGAGUUCCUCGUGGCUGGGGACGGAUGAUCAAAGCACCGCAUCAGGGCAGCAGCACCCACCGAGCGUGGGACAGGAGGUGACCCCGAGGGCUGCGUGGGGGUGACGGUGGCUCUCGUACCCACCCAGCCAACCCGCGCUUCGAGGACUGCCUCUGCUCCUACAGCCCGUGGCAGCUAAAUGCUCCUGGGGUUUCCCAAGCAGACUUGUGUUGAAGUAACCUCUUAAAUUAUUUAUUUAUUUAUUUAUUAUUCUAUUUUUAAUUGUAUGUCAGAACGGAUGCAGGUGGUCACCGUUACCAGUAUUUAUUUAUUCUAAUGUUUGUUGUUUUGUUGGUUUGGGCUUUUUUUUUUUUUUUUGGAACAAUAAGUUAUUUUUGGACCUGAUUGUUUGUUUGUUUGUUGGAAUGUAUCCAGGCUGCUGUUCUCAUUUUAAGGCUUAUGGUGCUGGCCCCUCUCGGUGAGGUGGCUGGAGGAGUGGUGGUCCCUCCUGCUGCCAACGUGUCCCUUCAGCUGCGCUCUCCAGAGCAGGGCAGAGAGCGUGUGCCAACCAGAGGGGCGCAGGGCAGAGCUGUUGGUCUGUUUCCAUGUUAAAAACCUAGGGUUUCUCGUUAGGUUUGUGCAGGGAUGUGAUGGAUGUCAGCAGAGAAGCGGGUCUGGGACCUGACGGAGGUGACAGCGAGGGUCUGCUGGCCGGUUGGCCGGGCCAAGGGCAGUUUGUGGUGCUGCAAGGGGAAGUCUCACCCCGGCCGGGUGCCAGCUGGCGGCGGCUGCUGUUUCCCUUGGCUCCGCAGCCAGCACACAACCCGAAACCGGGCUGCUGCGCGCAGGCACUGCUGGUUUCCCCGGGAGGAUGCCGUCGCCAGGGCUCCCCUGCCGUGUUUAUCGCCGCGCCGUGACCCACCCAUGGGAACAGCAACCAAACCAGGCCGUGAGAGAGUGAGCCGCGCUCACGACGCUUGCAAAAUCCCGCCUCUUGGUGACAGGAGCCAACCGAGUCUCUGUUGUGUGUAUGUGAACACGUGUGUGUGUGUGUGUCCGUAUGUAUAUGCAUACACGUUGCAUAUACAUAUGAGUUCCCCUCAGUGGUGGUAUUUAUUUUUUAACUUAUUUAAGAUUUUUAGUACAACCUGGGACAUCACCCUCCCUUUGUCGGUGGACAGCUGGGUUUUCCGUCGGUUUGCGAGAAGCCCACGAGCUUUUCUGUCUCUGUGCCUUUUGCCAGCGCUUUUUCUUUUCUGAUGUUGUUUCGCUCAUUCGUCGCUUUCACAGAUUUUUUUGCCCCACAUCUCAGAUUGCCUCUGGUGCUCUCUGCAAGGAGCAGCAUUCACCUGGUGGAAAGGCAACUCGGUCAUUUCGGUGUUGGUGAAUCACUGCUCGCCUGUGAGUGGCUACACAAGGGAUGCCCAGGGACGGCCACAGCCUCACUCAGAGCAGAAAGGCUUUGGGAAAAUAUCUCAGCCACCUUUUGGAGGAGGUAUCUCAGAGGGUUUUGCUUUCCUCAUAUACAGAGGCUCUCUCCCACCCACGAUUUUGUUGCCAUCCCCAGGGUCCCUGGUUGCCUUUCCCCAGCAGCACCUGCUCCCCAAUGUCCCCCUCACCCCAGAGUCGUGCCAUCGGCUCUCCCUGCACCAGCCUUGGCUCCAGGUGAGGCUCGUCACUCCUUGCCCAACCCCAGCGCCGGGACCAGGCUCCAGAAAACCCCACACACUCUCUGCAGGUUUGCUGGGAAGCCAAGAUAAGGGAUAUUUCAAAGCACUGCUGUGUUCUUUCUGUUCUUCAUGGGUUACGGCACUCGGUUGAGCUUUGCUUUAUGUUGACUGCAACUUUUCUCAAUGUUUUCGUUGUUUUGGAGGACUGAAUUUGUACCAAACUUGUCUGCAAGAGCCAAUCACUGUUAUUUUGCUAUGCAUUGUACAUAUAUUGAACGGGCUGAGAGGACUCGGCCUCUAUUUAAUAUUUAUUUCUUCUAUUUAUUGAGCAUUACUUUAAAAAAGCUAUUUGGGUCUUUGCCUUGGGUCCACGAAGGCAGGAGCCUUUGAGGGGUUGCCAUAUACGUUGGAGAGAGGUUAUCAGAGAGGUCAAUUACUGAGGCUGUCACCUGCUGGCGUGGAGGCACCUGUCAGACACAUGAGGCUCAUUUGUGCUCAACCACCAGUGGAACCUCAUUUAGAUGGAGAUGAACAAGGCAGGGGAAAAUCCUCCUUCUUGGGCCAGCUUCUGUUGACAAACCACAAAGGUGGUGGGUGCUUGGAGGUGACAGGCCAGCUGUGGUGGAGGAAUAACCCUGCCCUUCCUCCUCCAUGCCAUGCAGGGCUGCCUGGAUCACCAAAGAUCCCCAGAGAUCUUCAGUCUCCCACCACUGACCCCCUCUUCUUGGCUCUCAGUGGUUAUUGGGGAUCAGGGGACUUGUUGCCCUUUCAUCAAUGUGAGGAGAGGGAUAGGGCUGAAGUAACUUGCUGUGGUCUCUACCAGGAAGCAAGGAUGUCCACCCUGCCCCAUCCCGAGACCCUCGUCCUCGUGCCAUGUCCUUGCUUUGCCCCCUUCCCCAAGCUUUAUGCCAGAACCAGUAGCUCUGCCCAGACAUGAGCUUGGGAGAGGUGGCCAGGCCAGGACAGGGGAGGUCUCUCCUGUUGUCUCCAACAUGAGAAGGAGCUCAUUGCAGGCAUCCUCCCCCAGCUUUGAAAAAAACCACGGGACAUGCUAAAAAUGGCAGCCAUUGUCCUCUUCACCCCAGUGGGAGAUGUUUGUGCUCCGUGGGGCAGAGCUGUUCCCAGGAGCCACAGGGCCCUCAGCCCUGGGGCUGUCAGGAUGUUUGUUGGAGAAAGGGACGGAUUCAGGUGCCUAAGUGAAGACUUUGUCCUUUAGUGUCCGGUGGGGUUUUAUUACCUCUUUACCAGAGAAUAAAUAAUUCUCAUGACUUUUGCUGCUACCUGGAAGUUUGCACAUGACCAGGAGGGUCUCGGAGGCACUGGUACAUCUGCUGUUGUGGCAACAGUUUCGUGGUCAAGCAUCCCAACUCUUGGGCCAUAGAACAACACCCUGAACCCCACCGCCCUGGAGGCAGCUCUCCACCUUCCAAACCCAGGGAAUGAGAAGAUUUAGAACAAAAGCCAAGAGGUGAGAAAAGCCGCCAGGGAAACGGCGUCUCCGUUUUCUCGCCCGUUGGCUGAUUCCUUACGGAAUGACACCGGCGCCUCUGUUCGUUUGACUUCAUUGUAAAACCCCCUUUGCUCUCCAUGGAAAUGCAUUGCUGUAUUCUUUAGUCUUCCUGGGGUAUUUUGAGUUGUUAGCCUGGUUAGAAAAAGGGUCCCAAUAAAGGUUUGGACGGUAAUUCCUCCCCAUCGCA